Culicoides brevitarsis is the source of this 1344-nucleotide messenger RNA. It is a transcript of the gene Dnaaf3, whose product is annotated as dynein axonemal assembly factor 3 homolog. Gene Ontology annotation, biological process: axonemal dynein complex assembly; motile cilium assembly. The transcript has a single exon. The coding region runs from base 1 to 1344 and encodes 447 amino acids. Lineage: Eukaryota; Metazoa; Arthropoda; Insecta; Diptera; Ceratopogonidae. The record is from RefSeq and is a predicted model, not a curated record.
AUGUUCUGGGGAUUCUGCGAAGCCAUCGACUUAAUCGACGAAUACCACAAACAUGUCGAUCCCUCAAAAUCCUCUUUUGACAUCCUCUUGUACGGCGGCGGAGAUCCUCGUUUCAUCCUCAGCAUCAUCGCAAAGUCCUACAAAAGAAACGUCUCCGUCAACAUUUACCUCGUCGAGGGCUGCAUUGAGCUCGUAGCUCGUUACAUGCUUCUCCUAUCGAUUGCCUUGGAGCCUCCCGAAGAGCUCAGCAUCAAAGCCAAAACUCAUCUUUACAUGGAUUUAUUCGGAAAUGCGCUCCUUCGCCCGGCUUCGCAUCAGUACAUGUGCAGCAAAGCCUUAGUUUUACGAAAAAUCCUCACAGAACCCGAAUUUGGCGAACAAUUUGCUCCAAUUUUCAAUUUUGAGCAUCUCAAGUACAAAGAACGCGAUCAACUGGAAAACGCUUUUGAGUUUUGGACCAAUAAACCGAGUUACGUCUUCGAUAUUCGGAAAUAUUGGAACAAUCGGGUGCGUCACGAGCUCGCUAGUCGAUACGAUACCCGCUCCGGAGCAUUCGAUUGGGAUCUUCAGAUGCGUCUGAAGGAAUAUGGAGGCAAAACUAUCACAUCGCAGGAGUACAACAGCUUCCGAGAUAACGGAAUUGCCUUUACUUUUCCCGAAUUUGAGCAAACUCACCCGAAUAAAACGUUCGCAGUGGCUCUGCAGAAGAACGGAAACACCUUUUUCCAUCGAGGAUGUGUCGGAGACAUCACCGUUGGUCCAUUUAUCCCCUAUGGCGUCACUUGCAGCGACGAAAAAUUCCUGAAACAGGACCAUGGAGUGGGGAAAUUUCGUGCUACAGACAUCACGGAACGAAAUUUGUACGAAUUAAUGUGGGAAAUUCAGGAACGUCGUGAAUAUGAACACGAUCCGAAGGACACUCAUGCUUACGGAUCCGCGAAAUUAGCUGAUGUUCCGAUAUUAGAAGCCCAAAAAUCGCAAGAAACGCUAAAUUUGAAGCCAUUUGAUAAGCCAAUGCUCGAAGCUGGGGGCGUAAAAGUGCAUUUCAUGUCCAUCGAUGACGUCCUGCAACUUCAUGAAAAGCCAAAAUUCCACCAAAAGUUCGAUUUGAUGUUUGUAGCUGCCAAUUAUUUCACUUUUCUAAAGGAAUGUCACCAAAAACAGCUCGCUCCAAAGGCAAUGAUGAUUUUUGAGACGCGUCGUUACUCGACAAUGACUAAAAAAGAAAUCGCCGAUUUUUUGGCGCAGAUUAAAAAUUACGCGAAAAGCUUAAAUCUCGAAGCCGUAACAAAUUUCGCGAUUAACACUCAAUAUUCGAUGAUAAAAUAUAAACUUAAGGAAUAA